Oncorhynchus tshawytscha (Chinook salmon) is the source of this 7007-nucleotide messenger RNA. Its product is annotated as YLP motif-containing protein 1-like. The transcript is spliced from 23 exons. Gene Ontology annotation, cellular component: nucleus. The record is from RefSeq and is a predicted model, not a curated record. Bases 261 to 6440 code for a protein of 2059 amino acids. Gene Ontology annotation, biological process: regulation of telomere maintenance. NCBI's taxonomy places the organism in Eukaryota, Metazoa, Chordata, Actinopteri, Salmoniformes, Salmonidae.
CGUCUCCCUCCACAACCAGCUAGUUAGCUUUUUAGCUAAAGGAUACGGAACCCGAAAACCAAGGCGAACAACGCAUUUUCUUUAAUUUGUUAACGUUUACUGAUACAACAAACGCGAUCAACAAUCAGCGUUUGUUUACGGUUUGUAACGCGCGUGAAAACGUACCUCUAUAUCGAGGGUAGCGUCGCAUUACCUUGUAUUUUUCACUGCGCCGGUUUUAUGUGAGCACAAAGGCCCACACAAGCCCGCUGUUUCCAAGCAUGUAUCCUUGGGGUACAAACUACGGCGGUGGCCAUCAACCACCUUCGCAGCAGAACUUCGGCGCGCCGUCUCCUCAAGGCGAAGGCUUCGCAGGUGGAUUCGGGAGUUAUGGAGCCGCUACGCCCGCAGCGGCACCCGGUUCCACUUUCAACAGCCUGCGGGAGCAGCAUCUCCAGCAGAUGCAGCAGCUGCAACAGCUCCACCAAAAACAGCUCCAAUCCGUGCUGCACCACGACAGGAACGUAGAUGCAAACCCCUAUGGCGGCGGUGGUACUGCGGCCGAAUCGUGGCAAGGCAGUUCGGGAUAUGGGUAUGGUUCAACGGGGGCCGGUGCCCCUUCCCCUUAUCAAGAUGAGUAUCAGACCUCGCAAGCCGGUCAGCCCGGACCACAGCAGCCGCCGCUACCGCCACAGUCCCCGCAGUCCAAGGAGGCCCAGCCUCCCCCACCAGAUUCGACCCUUCCGGUGCCCACUCAGAACAAUGGUACUCCAGCGACUAAAGAGGUAAACAAGAAAGAAUCUUUGGCCUCGAAAGACCAGGUACAUUCCUCUGGGUCGGAGGAGGAAAAGCCCGAUUUUACGUCAAUGUCGUUGCAGGAGCAGCAGCAGUAUUGGUACAAGCAGCAUCUCCAGAAUCUGCAGAGGCUGAAAGCCGAGAAGGCCAAACAGGGUCAGGGUGAUGGCCCAACGCCCCGGCCCCACUCGGCAGCCGCGCCUCCUCCUCCAUCGGAACCCCCUAAGAGCGCCCCUCCACCACCCCCACCCAAAGAGGAGCCCCCACCACCACCUCCACCUGAGGACAAAACGCCUGCACCCCCAGCCCAGGACCCAGCAGAGGCGGCCCGGCUGAAGCAGCUCCAGAGUGCAGCGGCCCAGUGGCAGCAGGCCCAGCAGCAGAGAGCGGGCUACCAGUACCAAGCCCUGAUGCGGCACCAUGCUCAGCUACAGGUCAUCCUCAACCAGUACCAGCAGUGUAUCCAACAACCUGCACAGCUAGAGACGAUGUCUAUGGCCAUGCAGCUGAGUCACUAUGAGAAGCAGCAGCAGCAGUUUGGCCCGGUGUUUGGAGACUGGGGCCGCACCUUCAGCCAGUGGCAAGAGCAGUUCCAGUCCUACCCACAUAAAGACCAGCUACAGGACUACGAGUUACAGUGGAAACAGUGGCAGGAACAGAUGAACUCCACCUCAGCACACCUACAGGAGAGGGUCACCAGCCUGCGAGCCACGCAGCAACAGUACGGAGGCGGUGGACAGUACGGAGCUGAUCAAUACGGUAGUAGUGACCGGUAUGGUACUGGAGGGUACGGGGACCAGUACAACCAAUAUGGUCAGUACCCACAAUCUGGACCGGACUCGCAGAUUCAACAAGGUCACAUGGUGAGCCCGUCCGUGCCGUCCCAGCCAGGUAGCCAGCCCUCGUCCGUCUCUGGAUCCAUGUUGCAGGGCCCUCGACCAGGGCAGCAAGGCCCCUCAAACGCCCAACGCAUGGGAACCCCUACAGGAGAACCACACCAAGGGCCUCAGGCAGAGCAGUACAACCUGUCUGGAACUCCAGGGAGAGGGGCGGGCCCGGGAGGGAGAGGGGCGGGCCCGGGAGGGAGAGGGGCGGGCCCGGGAGGGAGAGGGGCGGGCCCGGGAGGGAGAGGUGUGGCCAGAUCACCAGUUCCACCACCAGGACAGCCUCCACCCUACCAAAGCCCCAGAGGACCAAGGUUUGAUGGUCCGAGAGGGAACGGCCCGCUGUUUGACCAGCAGCAGCAAUCCGGUCAACAGCAGAGGUUUAAUGCUCCACCAGGCCCCAGGUUCAACGAGCAGCGCCAGAGGUUCGACCAGCCUGGCCCCAGAGGACCAGGGCCUCGCUUUGGGCAGCAGGGGUCCCGGUUCGACCAGCCCCCCCCGAGACAAAACCCCCCUGGCUGCUUUGAAAGACCACCUGGUCCCCCAGUUCCCCAUAUAGGCCCACAGCCUAAACCAGACACUAGUAAAGACACACAACCACCACAGGGUAAGACUGAGACGCCAGCGGGCUCCAAGCCUCCGGGUAAUAAGCCUACCGGGCCAGCGAAACCAGGAGCAGAACCGGAGGAUAUGUCAGAGGACAUGGUGGACUCACUGGAUGGCUUCUUUGUCCAAAAUGACCCCAUCCCUCAGACGAAGGCAGAAGCUGACGCUGCUGCUGCUGCUGCUAGUAAGGGAUCCACCGCCAACAUGGAGAAGGUGAGCCCUACUGGUCCUGCCGGUACCAAGCCCCAAGUGUCCACCGACGCCUCUGUGUCCCCGAAAACCGCUUCCCCCGCUAAGACCGCUUUCAAACCAGGUGGACCGGAUGGGCCAUUAAAGAAUAAUGUCAAUGACAAAAACAGGCCUCAGGGACCGGAGCCUUCGAAGACAGACCCAAUGACCAACCAACCUCCUGGUCCUCCGGGGCCCAUGGGACGUGGCCAGCUGCUAGGGCCUGUCAGAGGACGAGGGGAGGCGGAUGGAGGGAUGAGGGGAGGUAGAGGACGAGGGGAGUUUGAUGGAGGGAUGAGGGGAGGUAGAGGACGAGGGGAGUUUGAUGGAGGGAUGAGGGGAGGGAUGAGGGGAGGUAGAGGACGAGGGGAGUUUGAUGGAGGGAUGAGGGGAGGUAGAGGACGAGGGGAGUUGGAUGGAGGGAUGAGGGGGCGGGGAGGAAGGGGUGGUCUGAGGGGACGUGGAGGACAACAGCCCGGUAUCCCAGACUUCAGUCUCAACACUGUCCCCCUGGGAGGUGGGAGGACGGAGGACGACAUGGAGGGGGUUCCUUACGACUACAGACCUCCACAUGAAGAGAUGAGAUCACAACAUGGAGGACCAGAGGAGGUCUGGCAGCAGGACCCUUCACUGGAGAAACCUGGAGGUCCUCCUCUGCCUGAAGAGGAGAUGUGGGUCCCUGAAGAGCACUACUACUCUCCAGAGGACUACUACGAAGACCCAGGGAGAGGAGGUCCCCCUAUGGGGAGAGGAGAGCCUCUAGACGGGCACCACUGGGAGGAAGGAGACCCCCCACUUCCAGAGUACUGGGGAGAGGAAGGAGAUCCCUACUGGAUGGACCGGAGGCCCCCUCCUCAUGGCAUGAGAGGAGGCCCCCGAGCCCCCUUCCAUCCUGGGCGUAGUCGUCCUCCACGCGGCCGACCCGGCUUCAUGCACCAGGGGGGUCCCAGACGCCCCCUUCCUCCUCCUCGCGGAGCCAUGGACCCCCAUGACCCUCUAGGAUCCCCCAUGGGGCCUCACGAUGACUUGGACCCUCUGGGACCCCCGCUGCAUCGAGACUACAACCCCAGAGGGCCGCCCAUGCACCACGAUAUGAUGGAGCGAGACAUGAGGGGGCGACCUCCUCCACCUAGAGAGAUGAUGGACAGAGAUCUGAUGGGGCCUGGUGAUCAUCCUCCAUAUCACGACACGGAUAGGGACCUUGGCUGGCCCCCGGGCCCAGGACGACCCCCCAACCACGGCAGAGUCGGGCCAAGAGGUCCGCCUCCCCUUGAGAUGAUGAUGAUGGAGCGAGGGGGGAUGAGGAGGCGUCCGAUGGGCCCUCGGGGAGCCCCGAUGGGCAGGGCCCGGGGCAUGAUGCAGCAGCCACACGAGGAGAUGGAGGGGUACGGGGAGGAGUUUGGUGGUCCUGAUGAUGACAGGUAUGGAAGACCGCUGCCACCGCGUGACUGGCCGAAGCGCUCGACACAUGAUUACGACCGCGAGGAGGAGUAUUAUCCCCAUGAGCCUCCUCGUGGUGGGGAGUGGGACAGGGAGAGAGGAGGACCACUACCAGAGAGAGACUACCCUCCCCCAGACCGCUUCAGAGAGGACGAGUGGACUGAUGAGAGGGACCAAGACCGUCCUCCAUAUGCCUACGAGGGAGACAGAGACCGUCCUCCAUACGCCUACAAGGGAGAAGAGCACGGAAGAGGAGGCAAGCUACAAAGUCGCGACUACCCGGACGACCCUCCUUACAGGCACAAUGAACCCCCCUACUUGCCACCUCCAGAGUGGGAGAGAUCAAGACCACCCCUUCCGGAGAGAAACUACCCCUCAGAUUUUGAGGAGCAUAGGCACCACUACGACGGACGAGCCGAGCCACCUAGAUCAGAUCUAGGUAUCCCUCCACCCACCCCUUCCCAGGCCCUUGCUCCUCCCACUACUGGACCAGACAGUUCUCAGGAACCAGCCUCACAGGGAACUGGACCGGGCAUACUGGCUCUGUCACAACGACAACAUGAGAUCAUCCUGAAAGCUGCCCAUGAGCUGAAGCUUAUCAGGUCUGUUUCUCUGGUACUGAACAGAGAAAUGCAGGAGAAUUUGACCGAGGGAGAGGCCCUAUCCAUCACGUCUGACCCAAAGACGGAGCUCCCUGCUGGGCUACUGGGGCUGGAGAUCCCCCCUGAGGUCCGGAGUGCCCUGCAGGCGACCAAUCUCAUUUCUAACUCAACUGCUGCAAAAACAGUGACGUGGGGAGACACCAACCCUCAAGAUACUGGGUACAUGUCCUCCGUUCCUCCAGUCCCCAACGCACCAGUCAUCCCGAAGACUGUCGACUAUGGACAUGGACAUGACCUGGGUGCUGCCACGGUGGAGCGGAUCUCUUACGGUGAGAGGAUUGUGUUGAGGCCUGAUCCCUUACCCGACAGGGAGAGGAGCUAUGAAAAAGAACUACUGGGCCCCCUGAGAGACCCCUACCACAGAGACCUGUACUACGACAGACGACCGGUGAGCCCCUACAUGGAGCGCAGGGAGUACAGCAGGGAGAGGGAGAUGUACAGAGAAAAGGCUCCCAUGGACUUUGAAAGAGAACGAUACGAGAGGGAGCGCUAUCCGCCUCGAGAUGACAGACAACCCUCAGGCCAUCCUCGCCCCGGUCCCCCACCUCCUCGCCCGGGCUACAGGGACAGAGACAUGAGGGAGAGGGAGGGCAGCCGGACCAGUAGAGACAGAGAGGAUACUUAUGGAAGACCUGGGGGUUAUGACAGACCUCCGUUCGAGCGCGGGCCUGAUCGUGGGCCUGAGCGCUACGACCAUGGUGACGAGCGCGGGCCGGAGCGCUACAACCAUGGUGCUUCAGCAUAUGGUGAACGGAGGAGUUACCCAGAAGAGAGAGGAGGAGGAGGCCCCACGUCGUCCCACCCUCCUCCCCCCCCACCGACUGCUCCUCCUUCCAGGAUUGAGAAGAAACCGGAGACCAAGAAUGUGGAGGACCUUCUCAAACUGCCAGGCCGAGACACUCGUCCAGAAAGGAUCGUCAUCAUAAUGAGAGGCCUACCAGGAAGUGGGAAAAGCCAUGUGGCCAAGCUGAUACGGGACAAGGAGGUGGAGUGUGGAGGGGCUCCACCCAGAGUGCUGGGGUUAGACGACUACUUCAUGACGGAGGUGGAGAAGGUGGAGAAGGACCCAGAAACAGGGAAACGAGUCAAACUCAAGUGUCUGGAAUACGAGUACGAAGCGGAGAUGGAAGACACGUACAGGAACAGCAUGCUAAAAACAUUCAGGAAGACCCUAGACGACGGCUUCUUCCCCUUCAUCAUCAUCGACGCUAUCAAUGACAGGGUUAAAUACUUUGAUCAGUUCUGGAGUGCUGCCAAGACUAAAGGCUUCGAGGUAUACUUGGCUGAAAUCACGGCAGACAAUCAGACUUGUGCUAAAAGAAAUGCCCACGGACGGAAGAUGAAAGAUAUUCAAAAGAUGUCCAGUAACUGGGAGUCGUCUCCACGUCACAUGGUGCGGCUGGAUGUCCGUUCCCUGCUUCAGGACGCUGCUAUUGAGGAGGUUGAGAUGGAAGACUUAAAUCCUGAUGACGAGCCGCUGAAGGAGCCCAAGAAGGAGGAGGAGGAGGAAGAUAUUAAGGGUUACAUUCCACAAAGCAAAUGGGAGAUGGACACUUCUGAUGCCAAACUCGACAAGCUGGACGGCUUGGUGAUGGGGGGGAAGAGGAAGAGGGAGGGAGACGACGUGGCAGGCAUGGAUGACUUUCUUCAGCUGCCAGACGACUACGCCACGCGCCACUCUGAACCCGGCAAGAAGAGGGUUCGCUGGGCUGACCUCGAAGAGCAGAAGGAUGCGGAGCGCAAGCGUGAUAUCGGCUUUGUGGUGGGUCAAACAGACUGGGAGAAAAUCACAGACCAGAGCGGACAGAUAGCUCAGAGAGCUCUCAACCGCACUAAGUAUUUCUAAAAACAGAAGAUCACUGCCCUCACCCCCUGCUUCCUGAUUUAUAGGUCUGCAGACUGUGAAUAUGCUUAACCCGUUUCUCGAAAAACAAAGUCAUGAAGACUACACAUUCUACCUGUUGACUUUUAGGAGAUCCAUAGUUGUUUAUUCCAUUAUUAGAAUACAGAAUAGAUUUAUCUUGCGUUUAAAAAAAAAAACUUUAAAAAAUUAUAAUAAUUCUUGAUCUUCAUUUUGAGUAUUUUUUUAGUUGUUUUUUUCCUUCCUCUUUUCGAUGGUAAAAUUCAUGCACCAGUUUAUCUUGAGCUUCGCUUUCUCAUUUUAUACUGUAAUGUCUUCCUGUAUGUUAGCACUGUUGCUUAUUUUAUUAAAUAAACUGAAGAAACAAUAAAAGUUUCACACACAAAACAACCAGGAGAGUCUCAUGUGUGUGGUCAUGUGGGCUACGCCAUGGAGAGUCUUCUGUGAUGUCUGUUUUCAUGGUGACCACAUACAGUACAACCUCAAAAGAUACAAAACCAAUUUUUUUGUUGUGUUUUUUUUAAAGAAAUAUAUUUCAAAGUUUCAAUCGUU